AAAUGAUGCAAGUUCCUUCUGGAAUGCAGCUCAUGCAGAUUCCAACUCAAGGUGGCGGCACUGUUACUGUCCCUUAUUCUAUGAAUGCUAACGGUGAGAUUGCGUUCAGUGGAAUGCAACUCAGCCAUCAAGGCUUCUGUGGUGCUCAACUGCGCCAAGGAUUCGAUGCAACUCAAGCUCGAACUCCGCAAGUUGUGAAGACUGGCUAUUUUAAUACCUCAAAUGUCUUCCACAAUGCUAUCAAGGGAAAGGAUGAGAAUGGCAAUGAUGUCUAUCUUAUUCCAUGUCCUGCUGGAACGACUAAUGUCAAACUUCAAUCCGACUGGCACUACGCUAGUAAAAAUGAAGACUUGCCAGAUCUUGCUACUGAAGCAGAUCGAGGUAUGCAGUUUAUUCAAAGCCGCAGAAUCAAAAGAGCUCCGUUUGGUUUGCUCCAUCACGUCAUCAUGGACAGUGGUUGCACCAACACCACCAUUUGCAAUGGUGAACUCAUGCAUGGACUACGUCAAGCUGAGAAAGAGCUCGAUAUGCACACUAACGUGGGCAGCAGAGUUCUCAAUGAAGAAGGGUUUCUAGGAAGAUUUCCGCCUCCAGUCUAUUAA
Molecule: messenger RNA, 602 nt
Organism: Cylindrotheca closterium
Lineage: Eukaryota; Bacillariophyta; Bacillariophyceae; Bacillariales; Bacillariaceae
Source: the annotation of a GenBank genome assembly